This is a messenger RNA of Condylura cristata (star-nosed mole), 2465 nucleotides long. RefSeq names its product neuronatin (gene NNAT). The record is from RefSeq and is a predicted model, not a curated record. The transcript has 3 exons. NCBI's taxonomy places the organism in Eukaryota, Metazoa, Chordata, Mammalia, Eulipotyphla, Talpidae. Gene Ontology annotation, biological process: brain development; positive regulation of insulin secretion. Gene Ontology annotation, cellular component: cytoplasm. The coding region runs from base 918 to 1418 and encodes 166 amino acids.
GAUCAUUUAUACCCUUCAUCUGCAGCUGGCACUGUAUCGAACCUGACCUCUAGGAGCUUUUAAUCAAAAUUAAUUUUCUAUCCACAAAGGGGCAAAUGCCAGCUGGUCCCUGUGCCAGGCAGCCUGCUAGAGAGGUUCUCUUCAGCGGUGGGCCACCGGUGCGCUGCGGACGAGCUCGUGGUCCGCGGUCCAUUCUUCCCGCCUUGCUUAGAAAGGGAGCCACAACCCUCUGGUGGCGGGAGCAGAAGCCCGGUUCAGUUCUCCAGCCGCCUACCGCAAUAAGCACAAAGAACCUUGCAAACUGAUGAAUACCUACUAGGAUCUGGGGGGAAAGGGAGAAAACCGGUUGAUAUGAUCUGUCAAAUAGAAAACUACCCGAGUACAUUCUGACCACUUUUUGAGAGAACUCAAUCAUGUCCCAUCUUUGCAUAUAAAAGCUCCAAUCCCUCCAAAACCCUCCUACGGUGUAGAUACUCCAUAAAUAACCUUUUUUUUUUUUUUUUUUGCACCUAGAGCUCAACGCCCUGGCUCCGCUCCCUACAGUCACCACCACGUAGGUCCAAAUGUAGUAACGGUAAGAAGCAGGAUGCAAUUAAUCAGGGAAAGGUUACACGCUCAAAUUCUCAUGAAGCAAAGCACACGGCUUACAAUACAUCAGAUAUUAGAAAAACUGUGCGAAGCAAGGCAAGCUCUUUUGCUCCGUGGGGCAAAUUAUUCCUUUCUAAAUUAGAUUUCCCAUUAAAGCCCAAGGUAGGUUCUGAUGCGGCACCUGACACGAUGAAAACUUGCAGUCUAGGGCGCAGAGAUGAGGGAUUUCGGCACCUCUUCACCCCAAUACAUUACUCAGUUAUAAUUCCCUGCAUUUUACACAAAAAUUCAAAAGCGGUCGCGGCGGAAUCUUCUCGAACGGGGCUAAAAUGGAACUCAGGAGGCGGGGGUCGGUGUGGAAAGAGCAGGAGGAUUAUUUUUCCCUCUCCUGGCGAAUGAGAUGCUCCCCCCUACCACCCCUCCUCAUGGCCCCCCUCAGCGCGCAUGCGCAGUCAGGCAGCACUCGACUACUUAAGGCGCGGCCACCGCGGCUGCGGCAGUGCGCCCAACAGCGGACUCCGAGACUAGCGGACCUCGGCGAACCCGCGGCCUCACUCCAACACCGACCUACCACUCUCGGAACCAUGGCGGCAGUGGCUGCAGCCUCGGCUGAACUGCUCAUUAUCGGCUGGUACAUCUUCCGCGUGCUGCUGCAGGUGUUCCUGGAAUGCUGCAUUUACUGGGUAGGAUUCGCUUUUCGAAAUACUCGAGGGACACAGCCCAUUGCGAGAAGUGAGGUGUUCAGGUACUCCCUGCAGAAGCUGGCGUACACAGUGUCCAGAACCGGGCGGCAGGUGUUGGGAGAGCGCCGGCAGCGAGCCCCCAACUGAGGCCCCGGCCCCCAGCCCUGGGCGGCCAUGUCACCAGGUGCUCCUGUGCAUCUCGGCCAGCAUGGGAGCCAGUGCCGCGCAGGAAUGGGGGGUCCCCUGUGCUCUCUCGUCAGAGGAGCACUUGCCAAGGUCAGUGAGGGGCCAGUAAGCCUCCGGAGAAGCAGCACCGAUAAUGACGACAAUAACAGAGCCCUUACCCCUUUGCACCGGUCCCACUGCGGGUUGGGGUAGAGGGAGAAGGGGGUACAGGGGGAGCAGACUGUGAGAUCUGGGCACAGGCAUCGCGUUCUGAUCUGGACCAAGUUGGGACAGCGACAUCCCAGCCUCGCAGCCUUGGCCAUGCCAACAGGCCCCACCACGGAGAUCCAGACAACUACACCAGCCAGCAGAAUGGACAUUCCAGCACCACCAGCUGAAGCCCUGAAUCUCAGUGCAGCAGAAAAGGCACCAACUGUGUGCCAGUGUGGCGGGACUGGAGGGCUCCAGUGAGGGAGGAGGGUUAAGAAAUUAACGGGGCCCUCUCAUUGACCCUUGCCUGUGGCACAUUCAUUCCAGCCCUGCUGCCUUUGCUUCCUCUAUUCCUCUUUCCCCAAAACCUCUUCCCCCCAUCACUGCCUCCCCAGCUCACCCACCCUAAAGAAAUGCCAUUUGAUCUGGACCUAUUCAACCAGUAAACUAAUCCCAUCUUUACUAAAACACCUUCUCUGAGUCCCCAGCCGCUCACUGAUCUUGCUUUUCCCUGGUCUCACGCAAUUGUGGUCAAUGUUGUGGUAAUCGCUAAUUGUACUAAUUGUAUAAGUGUGCAUUAGUUGUGUCUCCCCAGCUAGAUUGUAAGCUCCUGGAGGACAGGGACCACCUCUACAAAAAAAUAAAACUCAGUACCUCCCCCAUUGCACAGUGUCCCAGGACCCUGUGGGGUGGUAGAGGCGCUCAAAAAGUUGUCUCUUGUGACUUAUUUCUCAACUUCCAAUGUGAAGAAUGGACCGAUCUGCCCAUUGCUGAGUGGGGACACGGCCUGGGAGCAGGUGGGGCAGGGGAAGCAACAAA